AUGCUCACUUUGAUUGUUCUCUCCUUGCUCCAGAACAUUUUAUAUCAGGAGCCCAGUUUCGUUCAUCCCAGGUGCUUCUGGAGACUGAAGCAGAGUAAAGAGAAGGAUGGAGACUCGGCACAUUACACCUUCUUUCUUAACCCAGCAUAUAAUCCAGGCACGGCAGAGUAUUUGAGAAACUACUUGUAUAAACAAACACCAACGGAAAACUAUCAGUUUGUAUUGGCCUUAACAUUUUCCUUGGAUGAAGUCAACAGGGAUCCUCUUCUUUUACCAAAUAUGUCUUUAGUAUUUGACUUUCUAGCAAGUGGUUGUAAGACUGUGUCACAAUUACGCAAUUGCAUUCAAUCUUCUCUCAAUUUUCAUGAUAAUCUUCCUAAUUAUAUCUGUAUAAUAUGGAACACGUGUGUAGUUGUGCUUUCAGGACCAAACUGGGUAGUAUCUUCAAUAGGUGGGAAAACCUUGUACUUCUACUAUUCUCAGCAGAUCCUUCAGCUCACCUAUGGACCCUUCCAUCCUACCCUGAGUGACCAUGAACAAUUUCCUUUUCUGUAUCAAAUGGCCCCUGAGGACACAUCUCUACCCAUGGCCAUGGUCUCCCUCAUACUUUACUUCAGCUGGAACUGGAUUGGGCUUGCCAUCUCAGACAAUGAUCAGGGUACCCAGUUUCUCUCGUAUUUAAGAACAGAGAUGGAAAAAAAUAUACUCUGCUUUGCCUUUGUGAAUAUGAUUCCCCUCAACCUACAUUUGUACAUGUCAAGAGCUGAAGUGUAUUAUAACCAAAUCUUGUUGCCAUCCUCAAAUGUUGUUAUCAUUUAUGGUGACCCAGACAGUACUCUAGGUGUCAGCUUUAGAACGUGGACAUCUCGAGGUAUACAGAGAAUCUGGGUCACCACCUCACAGUUCGAUGUCACUACAAGUAAGAGUGACUUCUUGUCUGAAUUGUUCCUUGGUACUCUGACAUUGGCACACCACCAUGCUGAGAUUUCUGGUUUUAAAAAUUUUAUCCAAACAGUGAACCCUCUUAAAUACUCAGAUGAAUACCUGGCAAGGCUGGAGUGGAUGAACUUUAACUGUGAAAUCUCGGAUUCUAUGUGUAAGACAUUGAGGAAUGGCUCAUCCAACAGCUCUCUGCAAUGGGUGAUUGCACAGACAUUUGACAUGGCUUUUAGUGAUGACAGCUAUGAUAUAUACAAUGCUGUUUAUACUAUGGCCCAUGCCUUCCAUAAGACUCUUCUUCAGUCAGUGGGCAAUGAGGAAGUACCCCAUAUUGACUGCUUGAAGCUAAACUCCAUACUUAGGAAGACCCACUUCACUAAUCCAGUUGGGGACAGAGUGAAUAUGAACCAGAAAGAAAAACUGCGGCCAGAGUAUGACAUUUUCCAGAUUUGGAAUUUCCCAAGUGGUCUUGGACUUAAGGUGAAGAUAGGAAUGUUUAGCCCAUAUUUUCCACACGGUCAACAGCUCCAUUUAUAUGAAGACAUUCUAGAGUGGGCCACAGGAAGUAGACAG
Molecule: messenger RNA, 1512 nt
Organism: Myodes glareolus (Bank vole)
Lineage: Eukaryota; Metazoa; Chordata; Mammalia; Rodentia; Cricetidae
Source: RefSeq, a predicted model, not a curated record